UUUGGAACUUCAGAUGCCUGAAUUGGGCCUUAUCAGCCUGACAAGACUUGAACCAAUGUGGAGCCUGAAUAAGGCUGUGGUAUAAUGCAAAGCGCCUAAAACCUCCAGCACCCUGGAUUACAACCUGCAAGGGAUUCGUGGCAUGAGGCAGAGGCCUCCUUUGAGGGCAGGAGUCCUUGGAGAAUCAAAUGUGGAUGAAUUGGAUUUGGAUUGCAAUCUGGCUUCAGAAAUCUCAUACAAUCUCAACUCCACCUCUGCAUCCAGCUUCUUUUCUUCAGAUUCAUUGAGCUCAAGUUCAAGCAGUCCUAGUCAGUUUGUGUCUUCAUUAUACAAUCGACAGUCAUCAAUAGGAACCUCUCUUGGAAUGGGAAGCAUUUUGCAGCAAUCAGCAUCAAGAGGCUUGAGUGCCAGUACAGGCCCCUUGUCUUCAAGGGGCUUUGGCUCCACCACUCCAACCUCAAGUGCUUUCAGCCACUCCAGCUUGAGCAGUAAUGUCCUUGGACAGCCACAGCCUCAGCAGCCAUCUCCAAGUCGAGGUCUCUUAACACUUGGUAAUAGAGGAAACCUCCUGAAUGCAAGGAGUUCAGGGAGUUCCACCUCAGAACUAGGGAGGUCAUUAAACCUUGGGUCCAGUUCUCUGUCAUCUCUGGCGCACUUUGGCCUGUCUCCAUUGCAUCGAAACCCCAGUUCGCAUAAUGCCAUAUCUGGCCUGCAAUCCUCAUUCUCUGGUGCAGGUGAUAAUGGGACGACCCCACCAACGUUGGACCUAUCUGAGUUUCCUUCUCUGUCUAAUAGAGGGCAUGGAGACUCUGCCUCAAUGCAGCCUAACCCCAUGGCAGGCAGAGCACCUUAUGUUGGCAUGGUCAAGCAACCAAAUUCUGAACCAACAGAAUUCACAAUGAGCAAUGAGGACUUCCCUGCUCUGCCUGGAGCACAGGAGCAAGAUGCACUGGGUCAGACUAACAGUGAAAGUACAGGGAAGGCGAUGGGAGCCAGUGAAAGUGUGGGUGGUAGUGUAUCCAGUGACAGCAACUUGGCAAGUCAUCAGCGAGCACCUGGGGCAGAGAAGUCUUCUUCUGUUACUUCCAAACGAGGCAUUCAGAGCACCCCUGAAGGUCGAGUGACAAACAUCCCCAAUGGAAUGUUGGUAGACCAAUUUGGAAUGGUGGGUCUCCUCUCUGUGAUCAGGACAACAGAGACUGAUCCAAACUUGGUGUCACUUUCCCUGGGAUCUGACCUCACCACAUUAGGUUUGAACCUGAACUCGCCUGAGCCCAUCUAUCCUGCAUUUGGAGGCCCAUGGGCAGAUGCACCAUGCAGACCUCAAGAUUUGGAAUGUAGUGUUCCUCAGGAAUACCUAACCAACUCUCAUAUAAGGACUGGCCUGGCUCAGAUCAAGUUGAACAGGUAUGGAGAAGAUCUGCUUUUCUACAUCUUCUAUAUGUACGUCGGGGACUACCUACAGUUGGCAGCUGCCCAUGAACUGUACACAAGAGAAUGGAGGUACCACAAGGAGGAGAGAGUGUGGAUCACAAGGGCACCAGGCAUGGUACCUGUGGAAAAGACAUCGACCUAUGAGAGAGGCAUGUACUAUUUCUUUGACUACCAGAGUUGGAGGAAGGUCCCAAAGGAGUUCAUCCUGGAUUAUGACAAAUUGGAAGACAAGCCCCAGUAUCCACCAGCUGGGAUCUCGCACAACACAGGCUCCAUUCCAUAGACCUGCCCUCAUUGUUCUGCCCAAAAAAAUCACUCUUCUACUUUUAAUACUGUGAAAGGAGAUUGUUCUCAUACCUUUGAAAUUGUGAUUAUAUAAUACAGGA
Messenger RNA from Darwinula stevensoni, 1820 nucleotides. The record is from the annotation of a GenBank genome assembly. NCBI's taxonomy places the organism in Eukaryota, Metazoa, Arthropoda, Ostracoda, Podocopida, Darwinulidae.